Brettanomyces bruxellensis is the source of this 858-nucleotide messenger RNA. RefSeq lists its product as uncharacterized. The coding region runs from base 1 to 858 and encodes 285 amino acids. Gene Ontology annotation, biological process: monoatomic anion transmembrane transport. Gene Ontology annotation, cellular component: mitochondrial outer membrane. The record is from RefSeq and is a predicted model, not a curated record. Gene Ontology annotation, molecular function: voltage-gated monoatomic anion channel activity. NCBI's taxonomy places the organism in Eukaryota, Fungi, Ascomycota, Pichiomycetes, Pichiales, Pichiaceae. The transcript has a single exon.
AUGGCCCCACCUAACUUUUCUCAGAUUUCAAAGCCAACAAACGAUGUCCUUAACAAGGAUUUCUUCCACUUCACUCCAGUGGCCCUUAGUUUGAAGACGUCUGCCCCAAAUGGUAUUUCAUUCACUACUAAGGGAAGUGUUUCUCCAGACUCUCAGACCUCAGCUUCUCUUGAGACUAAAUAUUCUGAUAAGACUUCUGGUUUGACUCUUACUCAAGGAUGGACCACUGCAAACGCCUUGAAGACCAAAAUCGAGUUGACUGAUGCCCUCACUCCAGGUUUAAAGACCGAAUUGGACACUACCCUUGUCCCAGGACUUUCCAAAGCAGCAAAGCUUAACCUAUACUUUGCUCAACAGUCUGUCAACGCAAGAGCUUUCGUUAACCUUUUGAAAGGGCCUGUCUUCACAGGUGAUUUCACCGUUGGUCGGGAUGGAUUUACCGCUGGUGGUGCUCUUUCCUACGAUGUGAAGGCUGCCUCAUUGACAGGAUAUUCUGCUGGUAUUGGUUACAAGGCUCCAUCAUACGCCUUGUCCCUCAUUGCUGCAAACAAUUUGUCUGUCUUUGCUGCUGGCUACUACCACAAAGUUACGCCAACUAUUGAAGUCGGUGCAAAAGGAACGUACGAUUCCAAGGGACCUGCAGGUGCAAAUGCCGUUGCAAUGGAAGUUGGUACCAAAUAUCAGCUUGACAGCAGCUCCUUCGUCAAAGCCAAGAUUGCCGACUCCGGCAUUCUAGCUUUGUCUUUUCAGGAAAUUCUUAGACCUGGUGUUAAGCUAGGAUUGGGUGGUGCUUUCGAUACUUUAAAGCUUGGAGAGUCUGCUCACAAGUUGGGUCUUUCAUUGUCCUUCGAUGCUUAA